UUCCAACCCCUCAAAACAAAGCGUAAAAAAAUUGAACGACGGCAAACUACAACCGGGAAGGGAAAUGGCAAGCUCCUCUUGUGAAGUAGCGGCAAUUACAGAGGGAGUGGAGAGUAGAGAAGACCUAAAGUCGAUGCUACCAUUCUUGCCUCUUGUAAUUCGAUCGUCAAGCCUGGUCUGGCCGUCACGAGUUGUGGAGGUGCUCAAGGCAAUCUCUAAAGGACCAGAUUACAGCAAUAUUAACUCUGGAGAAUCACUAUUCACAGCCAUUUCCGAUAUCAGAAAUUCUCUGUAUCUCUCUGCUGAACCUCUCGCUCCUUUUGCCCAAGAUGGUUAUUCCCUCUUCUUUGAUGAGCUGAUGUCCAGAGCUGAGUCUACGAAAUGGUUUGGAGAGAUUCUCCCAGCGAUGGCUAAUUUGCUCUUGAGGAUGCCAUCGCUGCUAGAGUCUCACUAUGAAAAUGCAGAUAAAUUGCUUGAUGGAGUUAAAACUGGUGUCAAAACUGGUCUCCGCGUGUUGGGUCCUCAAGUAGCUGGCAUAGUGUUCCUCAGCCAGGAAUUGAUUAGUGCUCUUCUAGCAUGCGCUUUCUUUUGUUUGUUUCCGGUCACUAAUAGAGGUGCAAAACAUCUUCCAACAAUCAAUCUCGAUCAUUUGUUUGAGAAUCUAUAUGAAAGCUAUAGCAAAAAUCAGGAAAACAAAAUAAUGUGCAUUGUACACUAUUUUGAAAGGAUAUGUUCAUGUGCACCUGUGGGCUUUGUCUCAUUUGAGAGAAAGGUUCUUCCUUUGGAACAAAUUCCUACAUGUAUUUCUUAUCCUGACGCUGAUUUUUGGAGCAAAUCUGUGGCACCCCUUUGCUCUUUUGAGGUUCACAAUUCAGGCUUCAUAGAAGAUCAAUCCAAUGGAGCUCUUGAAGUGGAUUUUGCUAACAAGUACCUUGGCGGUGGUGCUCUCCAUAGGGGCUGUGUACAGGAAGAGAUCCGUUUCAUGAUCAAUCCUGAAUUAAUUGCUGGCAUGCUUUUCUUGCCUCACAUGGAAGACAAUGAAGCCAUAGAAAUUGUUGGUGCAGAAAGAUUCUCUAAUUACACUGGGUAUGCCUCUUCAUUUCGCUUUUCUGGUGAUCAUGUGGACAGAAGGAACGUUGAUAGUUUUGGAAGGCAUAAAACUAGGAUUGUUGCCAUAGAUGCAUUAAGCAAUCCAGGGAUGAGACAGUACAAAAUUAACUACCUCCUUCGGGAGAUCAAUAAGGCAUUUUGUGGCUUUUCUGAUCUAUCCAAAUAUGAUCAUUACAAAAGAUUAUUUCAGAACAGUGGUCCUCAAGGAGCAGAUUCUGAAGAACAUUAUAAAUAUGGGAAUGUUUUAUCCAUGAAUAACUUUCUGGUGAGGGGUAGUAACGAUCUCAUUGAGGAUUCUGGCGAGAAGAGCACUUGGUGUCUAGACCAUAAAGAUAAAAUUGGAAUUGCAACAGGGAAUUGGGGCUGUGGUGCUUUUGGAGGAGAUCCUGAACUAAAGACCAUAAUUCAGUGGCUUGCAGCUUCUCAGGCAUUAAGACCUUCCAUUUUCUACUACACCUUUGGCAUUGAGGCGCUGAGUAACCUGGAUCAGGUAAGCCAAUGGAUUCAGUCACAUGAAUGGACAGUUGGAGAUCUGUGGAAUAUGUUGGUGGAGUACUCAUCUAAGAGAUUUAACAGAGAAACUAACGUAGGCUUCUUUACAUGGCUGCUUCCAUCGCUUUGCUGAGACAUAAAGAAUUCUUGUAUAGUUUUCCUUUUGAUUGUGUUGGUAGACCAUUUAUUCUUUCUUGCUGAUAGCUGCAUGUGCAAGGCACCUGUGUAGCUUUGACAACUUAAAAAGCAUAUGUUUAUUGUAGUCUAAUUGUUUUUUCAUGUAAAUUAUUGUGAAAUUUUAGAAGUUUAUAUAAUAAAAAUAAGAAUAGUUUGUGUGCA
Messenger RNA from Hevea brasiliensis (rubber tree), 1941 nucleotides. RefSeq names its product poly(ADP-ribose) glycohydrolase 1. Gene Ontology annotation, molecular function: poly(ADP-ribose) glycohydrolase activity. The record is from RefSeq and is a predicted model, not a curated record. Gene Ontology annotation, cellular component: cytoplasm; nucleus. NCBI's taxonomy places the organism in Eukaryota, Viridiplantae, Streptophyta, Magnoliopsida, Malpighiales, Euphorbiaceae. The transcript has 11 exons. Gene Ontology annotation, biological process: carbohydrate metabolic process; ATP generation from poly-ADP-D-ribose; nucleotide-sugar metabolic process. The coding region runs from base 65 to 1735 and encodes 556 amino acids.